CAGACAUGGCAGAGCAUGCUGAGAAGCCGCCUAGAGGUCACCCUAGGCCAGAGCACGUACCUGCUUGAAGCUGCCUUCCCUUGGAAGCAUAAGAUAGAGAGCUCCAAACGAGAAUGGAAGCCACUGGAGGAACGUAGCUGCACAGACAUCCCGUGGCUGCUGCUUUUUAUCCUCUUCUGCAUUGGGAUGGGAUUUAUUUGUGGCUUUUCAGUAGCAACAGGUGCAGCCGCGAGACUAGUGUCAGGAUACGACAGCUAUGGAAAUAUCUGUGGGCAGAAAAAUGCAAAGUUGGAAGCAAUACCAAACAGUGGCAUGGACCACACCCAUCGGAAGUAUGUGUUCUUUUUGGAUCCAUGCAAUCUGGACUUGAUAAACCGGAAGAUCAAGUCUGUAGCACUGUGCGUGGCAGCAUGCCCAAGAGAAGAGCUGAAAACCCUGAGCGAUGUCCAGAAGUUUGCAGAGACGAAUGGCUCAGCACUAUGUAGCUACAACCUAAAGCCUUCUGAAUAUACUACAGCAAAAGCUUCUGGUCUUUGUCCCAAACUACCAGUUCCAGCGAGUGCACCUAUUCCAUUCUUCCAUCGCUGUGCUCCUGUGAACAUUUCCUGCUAUGCCAAGUUUGCAGAGGCCCUGAUCACCUUUGUCAGUGACAAUAGUGUCUUACACAGGCUGAUUAGUGGAGUAAUGACCAGCAAAGAAAUUAUAUUGGGACUUUGCUUGUUAUCACUAGUUCUGUCCAUGAUUUUGAUGGUGAUAAUUAGGUAUAUAUCAAGAGUACUUGUGUGGAUCGUAACAAUUCUGGUCAUACUGGGUUCACUUGGUGGCACAGGUGUGCUAUGGUGGCUGUAUGCAAAGCAAAGAAAGUCUCCCAAAGAAACAGUUAUUCCUGAACAGCUUCAGAUAGCUGAAGACAAUCUUCGGGCCCUCCUUAUCUAUGCUAUUUCAGCUACAGUGUUCACAGUCAUCUUGUUCCUGAUAAUGCUGGUUAUGCGCAAGCGUGUUGCUCUCACUAUCGCCUUGUUCCAUGUGGCCGGCAAGGUCUUCAUCCACUUGCCACUGCUAGUCUUCCAGCCCUUCUGGACUUUCUUUGCUCUUGUCCUGUUUUGGGUGUACUGGAUCAUGACACUUCUUUUUCUUGGCACUACUGGCAGCGCUGUUCAGAACGACCAAGGUUUUGUGGAGUUCAGAGUUUCUGGGCCUCUGCAGUACAUGUGGUGGUACCAUGUGGUGGGCCUGAUUUGGAUCAGCGAAUUCAUUCUAGCCUGUCAGCAGAUGACAGUGGCAGGAGCUGUGGUCACGUACUAUUUUACUAGGGAUAAAAGGAAUUUGCCAUUUACACCUAUUUUGGCAUCAGUGAAUCGCCUGAUUCGUUAUCACCUUGGUACUGUGGCAAAAGGAUCUUUCAUCAUCACUUUGGUCAAAAUUCCACGAAUGAUCCUUAUGUACAUUCACAGUCAGCUGAAAGGAAAGGAAAAUGCUUGUGCUCGAUGUAUGCUGAAAUCUUGCAUUUGUUGCCUUUGGUGUCUUGAAAAGUGCCUAAAUUAUUUAAAUCAGCUGCUUCAGGUGCUGAUAGUCUGCAGCACAGGUUUGGCUGGGAUUAUGCUGCUCAACUACCAGCAAGAUUACACAGUGUGGGUGCUGCCUCUGAUCAUCGUCUGCCUCUUUGCUUUCCUAGUCGCUCAUUGCUUCCUGUCCAUUUAUGAAAUGGUAGUGGAUGUAUUAUUCUUGUGUUUUGCCAUUGAUACAAAAUACAAUGAUGGGAGCCCUGGCAGAGAAUUCUAUAUGGAUAAAGUACUCAUGGAAUUUGUGGAAAACAGUAGGAAAGCAAUGAAAGAAGCUGGUAAGGGAGGCGUCGCGGAUGCCAGAGAGCUAAAACCCAUGGCUUCGGGAGCAAGUUCUGCUUGAACCUAGCCGACCAUUAUGGACCCCAUUAACAUUCCAAAACAAUAUAUACACGUAACUAUGUAUUUGUGUGUGUGUGUGUGUGUGUAUAUGUGUAUGUAUAUGCACGCGCGCACACACACACACACAUAAUCAGCCAAAAUCAGAGAAAAGGAACAGGGAUUUAAUACCUUUUUUAUGCUUAUUUUUGUCAAACAUGUACUCCUUUCAUACGGGUGGCUUUUACAAGGCAACUGCCGUCAUUUACUGUUUUCAAUUGUAAUUGUCUUAAUGGAAAUGUUAAGAUUCAUAUCUGAUUAACAUUUUUAAUAACUUAGAGGAGAUUUUAACUUUAGUUAUUUCAAUUAGGUAUAAUUAUUGUACCGACUUCUCUGUCUAAAGUUUCUUCAGGGGUGAUUUUCCCUGAUGUGUGCAUAAAAUUCAGAUCUUAUUUGACGGAUGCAUACGUCCUAGUGGCACGAGACUAAGCGUAUGCUUUCAGAUAAAUAAGGAAUUACUCCAAUCAGUUUUCCCCAAUCAAAGAAGCCAUGUCAUUUUACGUUUAGAAACAUGCAGGUGGGCCCGAUAUGGGAAUUUUCAUAACCACUCAUGCAUUUGUCAGCCAACAUUAAAAAGUAACCAACUCCUCAGGUAUUUGUAGUUUACCCUAAUGCUUCUAUAAGAGAGUAGGUAAAAAAGAAAAGGGUAGAUAACCUUUCUUAUGCAAACGUUUUUCUUAUCGUUUGUCUUUCUUUCAUUUUUGACUUGAGUAGCAUCCUUCACACAUUUGUGUGCCUGAUUUGAAAGGAAGCGGGAGCACCCAGCAAGUUUAGCCUUUAAGUUUUUGCGUAUUGAUCUGCAUAUUAAGUAAUGCUUGGAGGAAUCAAGAAGGCAGAGAAACCGGGGAACACAAAGCAUUGAAAAUUUCAGUGCUUGGGCUCCUGCUUCAGAGGAACUUGAGUCAUUUAGGGCUAAAUAGCCAUUUUAUUCAAAUGCGUGCUAUAAAACCUGAAAACUAACUGGCGGGUGCUCCUCUCUUUGGCAAUUUCAUGAAAUAUCCAAAAUUCUACAAUGUUUAACUGAAGGAUUGGUUAAUGUUUUGAUCCUCAAGUGUUGAACGUUUUUUGUUUGUUUGUUUGUUUGUUUGUUUGUUUGUUUUUUGGGGAAUGGGUUAUGGGGUUUUUUUGUUUUCUUUUUUUUUUUGAUUCCUGAAGCUUACCAGAUAUGAAUGGCUAAUAUUCCAUUGUUCUGCUUAUUGUAAUGGUGAAUGCUUUAAGAAAAAAACAAAAGUGUAAUUUGCUAAGAAUAAUUCAUGAUCUGUUUAUGCGAUAACUCCUUUUUGUUACAAUUUUUUUAAAAGAAGCUAUUUUUGUUAAUGUAAAGUAAAUAUUUCAGAGCAAAUUUUUUAAACUUAUUGCACUAAAUACAGGCUCUGUACAAAAAAAAAAAAAAGCCUCAGCAUUUUAUCAUUCCACGGAAGGAGAAUCUUUUGAAAGAAAGCAUUGCCUCCUACCAGAAUUAGACAGUGAAUUAGAGUGGUUUUAUGGAAAUGUGGACAUUUAAUGUCACUAGGGCUUAAUAAGCAGCUGUUUGCUAAUGUGCUUCCUUUCAAAGGGUUGAACCUUUAAAUUGCUGCAAAAGGUAAAUUGUAUUUUUUUUUUUUAGGUACCCAUUUUCUUUACUUUAAGUAGGCUAAAAUUUGCUGAAUGCCUUGGUUUCUUUUCAAAGCUCAUGUAAUAUUUCUGAUUUUUCAGAAUAUUUGCAAUAAGAGUCUGAAUUUUUUUUUUUUAACACACAAUUAAGAGCUCAUGUCUUGGCAAGAUCUGAGAAAUCAACAUUGUGAGAGUAGCUAUUUUGAAACAAUAAUUCUCCAGAAGUUACUACCAUCUAACAUCGCCAAACAGUAUCUAUACUCUUUUUUAUCAUUUGAAAGGAAUAAAUAUAAUUAUGUAACUAAUAAUUAUCCAAAUAGGUGAGAGAGCAAAUCAUCUAAGAAAAUUCAGAAUACCUUCUGUUUCAUAGCCACACAGAUUUUGGACAUUAAGAAACAUUGGGAACUAAAUUUAGGAUUGGCAAAAAUCUGGAAGAUGGGUAUCAAAACAGAAGACAUUCCAGGAGCUAGCUAUUUUAGGAGGUGUCCCUCCAAAGUGACCUGACGGAAGGCUUGACUUUGGAAAUUAGUUUCUGCUCACUCGGACAUCCCAACAUCAUGGACUGUUGCUGCUCCCUGAUCCAUAUGCUCGCAAUCUCAACUAUUUGGAACCCACCAGGAAUGCUUUCUAAUUAUCAUUUGCAACUAGAACUGUAUAAUCAGAAAGAAAUUUUGUAUUUUUGUAUAACUUGAUUGUGUGCCAUUUUAUAUAACAGGUCCUGUUUUACAAAUAAAUUUUGUUUUACUAACA
Hipposideros armiger (great roundleaf bat) is the source of this 4283-nucleotide messenger RNA. It is a transcript of the gene SLC44A1, whose product is annotated as solute carrier family 44 member 1. The record is from RefSeq and is a predicted model, not a curated record. NCBI's taxonomy places the organism in Eukaryota, Metazoa, Chordata, Mammalia, Chiroptera, Hipposideridae. Gene Ontology annotation, biological process: transmembrane transport; choline transport. Gene Ontology annotation, cellular component: plasma membrane. The transcript has 15 exons. Bases 16 to 1905 code for a protein of 629 amino acids. Gene Ontology annotation, molecular function: choline transmembrane transporter activity.